UACAACCUACAAGUGAAAAAGUUUAGAGAUUGGAUUUGUCUUUUACAGAAGAUUUUGAGAUUUUUAAUCCACUUUCAAUAUCUGUUGCUUUAAUAUCUGCUGAUCGGAUGUUGAAAAGGCGGGCCGAUGAAGAAUAACCAUGUGUUAUUACUGCAGCUAAAGACUUUGAUGAUUUUAGCACUAUACCACCACGGGAGAUUCUGAUAAAAGUUGGUUUAUCUUCACCUUUAUCAUCUGAACAAGCACCGAAGAGAAGAAAGACAGUUAUGUUUCAGGAAGAAAGUCCGGAGUUGAAGGAUGAUGAGAAUUUUACACUUGCUCAUUCAGUACGUCAUGUGUCGGGUUCUUUUACUAAAAAUCAAGAGGGUUCAACAGAUAAGGCAUCAACUCAACUUGAACAUGGUCAUCAAGGAGAAAUUAGUGUGUCUUCUGAGGGUGACCAAGUCAAGUCUUCUCCUUCAUCUACCACAACGCCUCAAGGGCGUUCUAAGUUAACAUUAGACGUGGAGGAGAUAAAGACUUACAUCAACUACUAUGAUGAGAAAAUGAUUGAUACAGAACAAGGUCACGGAAAACAAUCGAAAAAAAUGGACAACUCAUCUUUGGAGGAUGUGACGUAUGGAGAUGAGCCCAAGGGUCCAUUGACUGAAAUCAUAAAUGACGAUUCAGUUGCAAAUCAACCUGCGGUCACGGAUAUCCAAGAAUGUGUCAACACAAAUACUGAAUGUACAACCAAAACUGACGUUCAAAGCAAUCAAAAGGAUGCUUUCGGUGGCAUAAUACCAGAUUCUGUUCAAGACGCUGUUGAUGCACUCUUAUUUGGGUUGUCGACACCUUCUGCCACAAAGGCGUUGGAUGCUGGUACGCCAAAUAUAACGUUUGAGAGCCAAUGGACCCUUUCGGGCAGUCAAUUUCUACCCGACUUCCAGAUGCUCAAGUUCUAGAGUGCAAAGUCGCUAAAGCAUUAGUAAAAAGGAACCGAAAGAAAUCAAGGGUUUUCAAGUCUCUGUACGUAACAAAAUUUGGUUCAAGCUCUAAGGAUGAGGGAAAUUCUAAUAAUGAAGAGAAGCAGAAGUAUGCUUUUGAUGGUUGUACCAUUCACCAAGAGUUUCCUAAUCUAUUGUUGUUAGAUUACUCUCAAUAGAUUGUCGUAGGGUUGUUGAAAUAUCAUUCUAGCAAGUAAGUGAUUUGAAAACUUUUUUCAUUUUUUAUUAAAAUAAUAUGUCAACAUAAAUGCUUGUGAUGUUUAUACAUUGUUAAUUGUACAGAAAAUAAAUCGA
Molecule: messenger RNA, 1280 nt
Organism: Capsicum annuum
Lineage: Eukaryota; Viridiplantae; Streptophyta; Magnoliopsida; Solanales; Solanaceae
Exons: 4
Coding region: 267-944 (225 amino acids)
Source: RefSeq, a predicted model, not a curated record